AUCUUGAUACAUAUAUUUCCUUCUUUCCCGAUUCGUUGUAGUAGAGCGAAAAGACAAUUCUGGUCGAAUGUGACUUUCUAUGAGUAAUUUUAAUUUUCCCCUCGAAAACUAAGAAAUAUUUUCGAAAUCGUAUCAAACUAUCGGUGCAAUUUUUUCGUUCAUUCAUCGCAUCAAAAUGGACACUGCCUAUGUGCACACGGUGCUCCAAGCGUGGGCGGUUUUAUCGGUACUGUACACCUUAGUUGCCGUGAAAUAUUCACAUCUAAUGAAGAACAAUCCAGGAUUCUUCACAAUUAAUUUCACGGAGUUCGGUUGGUUACUGCUAAUUGUGCUGUUUGCACCUGUUAUAACAGUGUUUAUGCUUGUACUACUGGCUUAUCGACAAUUAGUGCGUGUUUUAAUUAAACUGAAGCAUGGAAAAGACUUCGGUGGUCUACUUAACGCAGCAGAUGCCGUACACGUUCUUGAAACAUCAAGAGAAAGCAAGCUGGGAGUACUUUUCGUACUGAAAUACAAGAAAAGUAACCCGACAAGUUUUUAUCAAACGUUUGAAAAUGCAGUAUACAGUACAAGCUUAAUUAUCUGUCCAAAAACUCGUGCCAUAUUUCAGAAAUCUAUGGGAUAUUUUUACUACCUCAAAAACCAGGUGACACUAAGUGAAUGCAUUCACAAGAUAACUGUUACGAAUGAUGGAAAGAAGGUUACGGAUAAGUCGACAUUUAUGCAGUUCCUACAUGAACGUGAAGAUACGCCACUGCCAAAAGACAACGCUGGCCUUUGGGAUGUAUUUAUCGGCACCAACCCGAUUCAGUGGAAAUCUGAAAAUACCGAUGAAGACGCAGACUUUUAUCCCAUUUUAUUUAGAUACCACCAUUCUCUAUUUGACGGGUAUCACUUAUUAAAAACGAUUUUCAAUAACUUCUCCGAUGAAAGGCUACCAAAACAAGUUACACAGCAAGGCGGAUUACCAACAGUAAGGUGUACUAUGUCUGCCUGGAUUAGAUCAUACAUUCAACACCUUGGUAUCAUUGUAAUUACACCCUGGAGAUUAUUUAUGCUGACGAAAACGUUGGCAAAAGAUUGCAAUAUGUUAUGCGGAAAAAAGUUACGCAACGAGAAGUUAUUUGGAUUUAACAUUGAAGAAACUCCAUACUACGUUGACUCCAUCAAAACAGCAAAGAAAAAGGUUCCCGGUACAUCCUUCACUGACGUUGUUCUCACCGCUAUUUCUAUGGCUUUAACCAAGUAUUUUAACGCAUCAGGCGAUGUCCCGUCGCAUAUUACAGUUGCAACUCCAGAGGUACCUCACGCAACUAAUUUGUUACAAAUUGCUACAACCCGCAACACAAAAAAACAAAGUGUUUGUGAGAACAAGGUGAAAUUUUCAUUGCGUAAACUUCCAAUAGGUAAACAGCACAUGUCGGCCGAUAAAAAAUUGGAAUUAAUCAGCCAACAAGGCAGUUAUUUUAAAAAUCCAACUGCAGUAGAGGCAGAUUAUACUGUGACCCAUACGUUAUUUGCAUUGCUUCCAGUUCCAAUGUUAGUACGCCUAUUCAAUACCGCACGUUACACGGCUAUUGUUACCAAUUUACCUGGUCCAAGAGCAACGAGCUUUUGUAAUGGGCAUAGUUUACAAGAUAUCGUCGCCUGGUCAAUCUCCAAAGAAACAACGAGGACUGGUAUUAGCUUUCUCAUUUCAACUUACGAUAAUCGUUUAGGAGUGACAAUGACUGCAGAUAGAGCGAUAAUUAGUAGGUAUGAAGAUAUAGACAGUAUAGUAAAAAAUAUAUAUAUUGCGAUAGAUGACUUAACUAACUCGAUUAAUCACAAUGAUAUAGCCAAAGCAGGAUAGUUUUUUUUU
Messenger RNA from Photinus pyralis (common eastern firefly), 1861 nucleotides. RefSeq lists its product as uncharacterized. The transcript has 5 exons. The record is from RefSeq and is a predicted model, not a curated record. Gene Ontology annotation, molecular function: long-chain-alcohol O-fatty-acyltransferase activity; diacylglycerol O-acyltransferase activity. Lineage: Eukaryota; Metazoa; Arthropoda; Insecta; Coleoptera; Lampyridae. The coding region runs from base 176 to 1852 and encodes 558 amino acids. Gene Ontology annotation, cellular component: plasma membrane. Gene Ontology annotation, biological process: triglyceride biosynthetic process.